AUGCCCGUUCUUGUGAAAGAGAAGCACGAUGCCGAGAGCCGCCGGCAGCUUCCUACGUCUGCCAACAGGAUCUGCCCGCUUCCCCGAGCACACGUCCCAUCCCCGACCGCAGCACAGCAGCCGCAGGCAGCCGUGGAGCCCGUCAGCCUCUCGGCUUCCCCGUCACAGGUAACAGAGAAGCCAGCACCCUACACCAACGUGAUCAUGCCCAGUCUCUUCAGCAUCAUCUGUUUCCUGGGCAUUGUGGGGAACCUCGUUGUCAUCUACACUAUCGUCAAGAAGAAGAAGCUGAGAUGCAAACAGACCGUGCCUGACAUUUUCAUCUUCAACCUCUCCAUUGUGGACCUCCUCUUCCUCUUGGGCAUGCCUUUCCUCAUCCACCAGCUCCUAGGCAAUGGCUCAUGGUAUUUUGGAGCUCCCCUAUGCACCAUCAUCACUGCCCUGGACACCAACAGUCAGAUCACCAGCACCAACAUCCUUACAGUGAUGACACUGGACCGUUACCUGGCAACUGUCUACCCUCUAAAAUCUACCUACGUCCGGACCCCGUGUGUUGCAGCUCUAGUUAUCUGCUUGGUGUGGCUCCUUUCCUUCCUGACCAUCAUUCCUGUGUGGAUGUACGCAGGUCUUAUGCCUCUGGAGGAUGGGACUGUCCGCUGUGCUCUCUUGCUUCCCAAUCCAGAGACCGAUAUCUACUGGUUCACCCUCUAUCAGUUCAUGCUGGCAUUUGCUGUGCCAUUGAUUGUGAUCUGUGUGGUCUAUUUUAAGAUCCUCCAGCACAUGGCCACCACUGUGGUCCCACUGCCCCAAAGAAGCCUCCGGGUACGUACCAAGAAAGUCACCCGCAUGGCAGUUGCCAUCUGCUCUGCCUUUUUUAUUUGUUGGGCUCCCUUCUACAUCCUCCAGCUGGUUCACCUCGGCAUCGACACACCAUCCAUGGCCUUCUUUUAUGCCUACAACUUUGCCAUUAGCUUGGGCUAUGCCAACAGUUGCCUCAACCCCUUCCUCUACAUUACCCUCAGCGAGACCUUCAAGCACCAGUUCUUAGUGGCCAUCCGCCCUGCAAAAGAGCCACGUCGCAACAGCAGCUCUGUCAACAACAACAGCAUGACAGAGGCCAGUGUGUGUCUAAAACUGGCACCAGAAUCUACUCAGCAGACUCAGUUUCUGGAGGACUUUUCCCCACAUUCACUGCCUGUGACUGUGGCUGUUCACUAG
This is a messenger RNA of Nipponia nippon (crested ibis), 1218 nucleotides long. The record is from RefSeq and is a predicted model, not a curated record. NCBI's taxonomy places the organism in Eukaryota, Metazoa, Chordata, Aves, Pelecaniformes, Threskiornithidae.